This is a messenger RNA of Truncatella angustata, 1215 nucleotides long. RefSeq lists its product as uncharacterized. The transcript is spliced from 2 exons. The record is from RefSeq and is a predicted model, not a curated record. Lineage: Eukaryota; Fungi; Ascomycota; Sordariomycetes; Amphisphaeriales; Sporocadaceae. Bases 1 to 1215 code for a protein of 404 amino acids.
AUGUCUGCCCAAGGCUACAGUUUCGAGGAGCAGAUGCAAUUCGCGAAAGAGCUUCGAGAUGCGUACAACAAAGAUGGCAAUGGAACCCACAACCUUCGUGGUAGAGGCAUUAGAGUCGGUAGGGGUUCUUCAAGUGGCCAUGGAGGACGCUUCAGCUCGGCUUUAGCCAAGAGUGAAAGCUCUGUAACGUCUAGUGUUACAUCGCCUUUCUCGCCUUCUCAGUACACGUCGCGUCCGGGCGUGAAGACUUCGUUUGCCGGCAAUGGUGGCUUUUCUCCCGAAGCCCUUGCCAGAACUUCUUCAUUCGCAGGCAACUCCAGUAUAUCGACUGCUGCUACGGCAAGUCCGAAGCCCACAGAAGAACAUCAACGUAACACUCUUCCGCCUCACUUGAGAAUCCAUUUGCAUCACUCGGGAGCAGUUUUGGGGGCCUCUCAAUCCACAAACACUUCGACUUCGACGACUGAUAAGAACCCCCCUGUUCUUCAUCGCAGUACCAACGACCAGAAGAGGGUUGUACCACGUUCAAAUGACUCCGAUGUACCCGUAAAGCGCGCUCGCAAGGAUUGCUCUGCCGACAUUGACCGACAGAACGGAGUCCCUAUCGUGGAUUCACUCAGACGCAACGUUAUGACCAAUGAAGAGAAUGUUCCAACUAGAGAUUCUCAGGAUCAGCUUUCUAGUACGGCUGGAGUCGAACUGAACAUGACUUCCGAGUUGCCGCUAGUUGAAGCACAAGGUUCGACCGAAUCACCCUCGCCAGUUUCAGCCCAGUCAGACACGAACAUGCAGCCAGUUCAGUCUCUUCAGCACACUCAUAAUGUCUCAGACAUAGGCAACCUGUAUGUUAAGAUGGCAGGGAUGGACAUCGACGAUGACAACCCUGUAUCUCGCCAAUCUGCGAAAAAGCACGGCGGUAUCCUCGAGUCCAAGUGGGCCGAUAAUUCUUGCGGCGCAUCGACAGCUGUCAAGCAGGCAAUUGCUGAUCCGUGGGAGCGAUGGAUUCCGACACAUAUCUCGCAUCCUACCCCGGCGCCAGCUCAUAUUGUUAGUCUUCUUGGCGGACAAGACAUUGAGAAAAAGUCGAAUCUGGGGAAAUCUUCUCAAGUGGUACCGAGAUCGUACCAAGUUACCCUGGAACAAUCCUCCGUUUCGUAUGGUCCUCGCCGUGGCAAUGGUCGAGGUGGUAUGGCUGCUUCAAGAUAUGCGUCUUGA